This is a messenger RNA of Wallemia ichthyophaga EXF-994, 5178 nucleotides long. Its product is annotated as Rho-GTPase-activating protein 5. Lineage: Eukaryota; Fungi; Basidiomycota; Wallemiomycetes; Wallemiales; Wallemiaceae. The transcript is spliced from 9 exons. Gene Ontology annotation, cellular component: cell cortex. Gene Ontology annotation, molecular function: GTPase activator activity. The record is from RefSeq and is a predicted model, not a curated record. Gene Ontology annotation, biological process: signal transduction; regulation of fungal-type cell wall organization; activation of GTPase activity. Bases 1 to 5178 code for a protein of 1725 amino acids.
AUGGACUCAAAUCGGAUACAGCCAAACAGCUUGAAUGGCUCGUUAUUCGACAAAUUAGGCAGCGCUAAUAUUGUCAAGAAUCGAAAAGGUCAAGUACGUUGCCUGCGAGAUGCAGCCGUACUCUCUAGAUCCACUGUCCUCAAAUCAGAUCAUUAUCUCGCAGCCAGAGCCAAAGCGCUCGACAUUUCUAUUCAAGGUGCUCCCAACUUCAGAAGGCCUAAAGGCGCUGAAUCUAUUGGUGUUUAUGGCACGGCUCAACCCACUAUCGCUGGCCUGCGCACUCUCCUCACCCUUCUCGGCGCUGCUCCCACUCCCUCCCCUAUGGUAUCACCAGAUGCCACGCUCAACAUACCAAACACGGCAUUCAAAUCUGCUGCCCACUCUUCCAAAGCCAAAUCUGUCUUUGUCUCUACACGCGAUGAACCGAUCGUUUAUAUCUCAGGCCGUUCUUACGUUCUUCGGCAUGCUACCAACCCUAAGCGCGGCAUACAGCUCAGUUAUAGAGCUGAAUCCCUCGAAGGUAUUGAAGAGCGUCUCAAGGCUGAUGUUCUCAAUGAGUCCCGCAAGUAUGGCGGUCUCAUUAUGACGCAUGAGGAAGAUACAGAAGGCGAGAUCGUACCUACUUGGCUCGCGGUAGAUGCUUCGAAUGUGCUCACUUCAAGAGAACUCUGGCAUAGUAUCAAACGCGAGGGCUUUAACCUUGAUUACCAUCGUAUUCCAAUCUCACCUGAGACUCCUAUAGAGGAUAAUUACCUCGACGCUUACGUUAAUGUUAUGAAGGAUAGCGAUCCACGUGAAACUAACAUUAUCUUCUCAUGUGGAAUGGGUGUUGUCCGUACGACAUAUGCUAUGACUGCUGCUCUACUCGUCAGACGUAAGCAGUUGCUGCUACUUGGUGAAAAAGAUCCGUUCCAGGACUUAGACCUGUCGCAAGAGCUCAACCCUUCCGAACGCAGAGCAUCGUCUGUCCUUCAACAAGCAAGUGCACAGCAUCACAACACAAUGUCACUCCUCCGCUUAACGCAUUUGGUCGAACAAACUUUGCUCUCUGAAGAUCAAAGAUCGGCGAUCGAGCUGUUGAUCGAGCACCCCAAUCUCCUCGAAGAUUUGCGCUCUGCAAGUCUGGGAGACUACCAUGUCGUUCUGAACAUUAUGGCGUGUCUUGAACGCGGUAAUUCCUGUAAAGGGAUCGUAGACCACGUCGUUGACAUGACUGAUCACGUCGUCAACCUUCGUGAAUCAGUCCUUGAGAAUAGACUGAGGUCGUCGCUUACAAGGGUAGACGAAGACACGCGUCAAUCGUACUUAUUAGAAGCUCUGAAAGCUCUCGAGAGAUACGCUUUCGCUGUCUGUUUCGCUGGUUAUCUCGACGAAUGUCAAGAUCUCAACAAAACCUUCAUCGAAUGGCUGCAGCAAAGGAAGGAAAUAGGCAACAUGAUACAAUUUCUUCGUCAUAAAGGAGGCAAAUUAUUCAACUUUGCACCAGUUGCUGACCUAUCAGAUCUCUCCAAACGCACAGUUUCUAGUACGGCUCUCGCGAAGAAUGGCACAGAUCCUACGAUAGCUGGUGGUACAGUUCUAGCUGAUGAGUAUGCAGAGCUGGUUGUUCACCGCCGCAACGGUAUAUUACUGAGAAGUAGCACGCUGCUCAAGAAUGACAUUUGGAGGCAGACUGAGGGUCAUGUGGCCUUGCCUGGAGCAGUUAACUUCAGACGUGUCUCUGACACUAACAUUUAUGCACUCGGUCAGCCUGACAUCAGUGCGAUUGACCACUUGGUGGAGAUGAUUCAAGAAAUGCAUCCUAAGAUGAAACGCAUUACGUGGAUAAAUCUCCGCGAGGAGCCUCUAUCAUACGUCAAUCAAGAACCUUAUUGUCUCCGUAAAGAGGGUUAUUCGUUCCGCAAUUUGAAGGACUUUGGAGGUAUAUCUGCAUCACGUCUCGAAGUGCUUGAAGAUCGACUGAAGAAUGAUGUCGCGGCGGAAGUUACGAAGCUUGAUGGCAAGCUACUACUCCAUACGGAGACGAAUGAUGGGAAGGUAGUUCCAAUAUGGGAGGAUGUCAAUAAGGAUGAUAUAGCCUCGUUGAGGGAUAUCAUGACAAGGCGAGCAGAAGAGAUAGAGUUCAAACGCAUACCAAUUACUUCGGAAGCCGUACCUGAUUUCAUUGAUUUGCACGAUCUCAUGAAUGUAGUCAUACAGACGGACAGCCAGUCUCCGAUUGUGGUGAACUGCCAACUUGGAAGAGGCCGCAGUACGCUUGCAGCAGUCCUCAUCAUUCUUAUACAGAAAUGGCUGAAGAAGCGCUCGCCUCUCGAUCCACACAUUGGGUUGAAGAGACAGCCCACUGUCAACGUAGCCAAGAAGAGCGCGACGCGCAAGUCUUACCAGCCUAUAAACAAUCUACUGAGAGUAGUAAGACGAGGCUUGGAAUUGAAGAAUAUCGUCGACGAUGCAAUUGACGAAGCAGGAGAUACCUACAAUUGUCGCGAAGCUGUGGAAGAUGCGCGAGUGAAGGCGGUCGAAGCCAAGGAUGAAGCCACCAAGAGGCAAUUCAUUCAGAAGGGACUCAUCGCUCUGCGUAGAUACUACUGGCUCAUAGUAUUCCAAUCCUAUCUCCAAGAAGCAAAGCCUGACACGCUUGAGAAUCUACCAUCUUUGAAAGAUUAUGUUGAGUUUAGACCUGUGUUGAGGACUUUUGAAAAUGAGAUUAAAGUUGGUGGACUGGAGUCGCUCCAAGCGCUUAAACGUGACGACAAUCCACCAGAAGGUAAUGCUCUUUCUGACGAAGUAGAGCGAGUGGUUAGGAAUAGAAAUGGCAGAAUUCUUUCGGCACAGACAUUGCUCAAGUCAGACUUCUUCAGUCAAUUACAGAAAAUGAGUCUACCGGAACGCGUAGAAGGCGCGGCCAACUUCCGCCGUGUGCCUCUAUCUCUUGCUCAGAACGUAGAGUAUUACAAGAGUGCAAAUCUUGAUCAGGUGGAAAUAACGGAGACGGAUAGCAUAAUAGUGGGGGUGGGAAUGCCGUCUGGAACAGGUCUACGCAAAGCUCUCGAAGCGAUGAAUACAGCGAAGGAGGGUAACAAUAAGGUUACGUGGACGUGCUUACGUGAAGAGCCAGUAAUUUACAUAGUUGGACAUCCACACGUCCUAAGACUUGCCAAUAAGCCACUGACAAAUGUCGAGAGCACGGGUGUGAGCACAGAAGUAGUAGAAGCUAUGGAGAGUACGCUCAAAAAGGAUGUCAUCAUGGCGGCGAAGGAUACAGGCAGAGUGUUAUUACAUGAUGAACAAGAGAUCUCGCCUGGGAAUUACAAGAUCAUACCAAUUUGGCAGAAUGCUGAAGAGAGCGAUAUCUUGACACCAAGGGAGAUGUUCGAAGCUGUACAACUGGAGGGGUAUAAGGUAGAUUACUCGAGAGUUGCUAUCACAGACGAGCAAGCACCACUUCCUAAUGCUCUGGCAGAGUUGCAGACAAGAUGUGUUAAAGCGGUCGAGAAUGGUCACAGUAUGGCGUUCAAUUGUCAAAUGGGUAGGGGCAGGACGACAACUGGUAUGAUCGUGAGCUGUUUGGUGACAGCUAUAUACCACAAACCGGGAGAUCCGAUUAAAGCGGUGGAGGAAGUGCAGGGUGGCAAAGAUGAACAUGACGGCACCGACCUCGAGAGCGAAGAUGACGAUUCGACGCACCCACAUCUGAACGGUGAAUACAGGGUUAUUCUCGAGUUGGUCGGAGUAUUGAAGCACGGCAAACGCGCAAAAAUGUUAGCCGAUAAGGCUAUAGAUUUAAUGGAAGGCGUUCAGAACCUGCGCAAAGCGGUGUAUUCAUACAAGUUACAAGCCGAAGCACAGGAGGAGGGAACGCCGAAGUUUGAAAGGUUAUCGACUGUGGCAUGUAAUUACUUGCACAGAUACGGAGCGCUAGUGUCGUACUCCAACUACCUCCUCGAAGCUAGAGAGCACGAUAAACACCUCAAUUGGAUAUCAUUCCCUGAGUGGCUGAAAAAGCAUAAAGACGAGAAAAUGGCUACGAGUGAAGGCGAGGACGUCAAGGCGAUGAAGGCGAGUCUUCGCACGUGGUGGAAGGGCUUUGCGAAGAGGAAGAAUGAGUCUUUGGUGCCAAUAUUUGGGAUAGCCUUAAGGGAUAGCCUGAGGAAUGCACAUGUUCAAAUAUCUACUACGGCGCUCGAAAGCGAUGAACACUUUGUCUGCGGAUUCGUGCCCGUUGUUGUGGCUAAAUGCGGUCUCCAUCUCAAGGAGACGGCGACAGAGACGGAGGGAACAUUCCGAAUAUCAGGCAGCUCUAAGCGUAUGAAGGAAUUGCAAGCUAUCUUUGAAUCGCCGCCCAAAUUUGGUAAAAAUCUCGACUGGAAAAAAUACGCAUUCAAUAGCCACGAUGUGGCUUCCGUUCUUAGGAGGUAUCUGACACUUAUGCCAGAACCAGUAAUACCGCAUGAAUUCUACGAUAACUUCAGAUCUAUCCUUAAAUCUAAACCUGAGCACCGUGAAGCUAUUUCUAAAUUCCAAAACGUUAUAGUCCAGCUCCCUGGUGCUAACCAGUGCUUGUUGCUUUACGUGCUCGACUUGUUAGCCGUUUUCGACAGGAAAUCUCGACAUAACAAAAUGAACGCAUUCAAUUUGGCAGUAAUCUUCCAGCCAGGUAUCUUAUCACAUCCUUCACACGCUCAACAACCCGAUGAACUUAAGCAAUCCCAGGAGACGCUCGAAUUCUUGAUAAAGCAUCAGGAUCACUUUCUAUUCGCUCUCACAUCUAAGAAGAGUGAGGGAAAGGAGGGAGAGACAUCGACAGCCGCACAAGAACAACCAACAAAGGUUUUGGGAUCACCGAUCUCGCAAAAAGGAGAAAUAAUGAUUACGCCAACGGAUUCUGAUGAAGAGGAUCGUAAUGGUGGAUGGGAGCUCAAGAAGUCAAACUCUGGGCUUUCACGGUCUAAGACUAGCUAUGCCAAGUCCAAAAAUCAGAAUAAAAGAGUCGUUGUCGAUCUCAGUGGAAGUGAUAGCAAUAGCAAUAUUAAUGAUAAUGGCAAAAGCAAUAGCAGGCUUAGGAAUAACAGCGCUGGUGACAGCAUUGCUGUGAAUAAAGGAGCAAAUAUUUCAAGAAGGGCUACGACACCUUCGAGGAGGUUUGGCAAGACUACUAACUUGAUAGCAGGUAUAUAA